Messenger RNA from Frieseomelitta varia, 465 nucleotides. RefSeq lists its product as uncharacterized. Bases 1 to 465 code for a protein of 154 amino acids. The record is from RefSeq and is a predicted model, not a curated record. Lineage: Eukaryota; Metazoa; Arthropoda; Insecta; Hymenoptera; Apidae. The transcript is spliced from 3 exons.
AUGAUAACUCAACCAUGUCACAUUAUAUCAAUAUCAUUCUGCUUUUCUGUAAAUCAAUUAGGUGAUCAUAUUUCAAUAACACCGCAGAUGAUAUUUGCAGCGCUAAAAAAGCUUCAAUUACGUAAAGUUUAUGUUCCAUUGAAUCUUAUUAGCGAAUAUUUACGUCGUUCCUAUCCAGUUGAAAAUAAUGUAAAAAUAUUUACUGAGGAAUUAAAAAGAAAAUUGAAUUGUGCUGUACGUGUCGGAUUAAUAUUAAAACAUGGAGAGGAUUCGUAUUAUUUACCUACUUUAAGACAAGAAGCAAAUGCGCUUAAAACAGCAUUCACUGCAUUUUGGGAAAUAUAUAAAAACUAUUCCAGACUCCCUGUCUCAAAAAUUAAAAACCAGCACAGAACUUAUUCUACACUAAAAAAACGAACCAAAAGUGCGAAAUAUUCCAAAAAUAAUAACAAUCAUAGUAAAUAA